CAAUAAUUAAUGAGUUCUAGCUCUUAGUCUCUACAAUUUACAGAUUCUGAAUCUCAUGAGAGAGCUCCUAUAAAAAAGGUGAACAUUGGAAAUGAACCAGAAAUUGGUCAAAUACAAUAACAAAUUGAAUAUAGUUCUAAAGGAAUGGCUCAGAACUAGAAAAGUAAAUGUAUUCUUUAAUUUUCAAGAUAGUCUUACUGCUAAGGAAUAUUAUGAUUAAUAAAUUAAAAAUACAGAAACUCAUAGAAGAAUUAGUAGAUUAUAUUAUCUAAGAAAUUUUUAAAAUUGGGUUAAAGCUGUCUUAAUCAAUGAAUAUAGUACUUCACUUAAGCAAAAUUUUACUGAUAAGAGAAAUGUAAUUAACAUAAGCUAUGUUUUAAGUUAUUAAAUGUUUUCGAAAUGGGUUGUGGAAAGGGUGGAGAUAUGUAUAAAUGGAGCAAGGCAGGGACUGGACUUUGGUUCGGAAUUGACAUAUCAAGUGAAAGUUUAAAAGAAGCUGAAAGAAGACAUAAAACUUAAAAGGAGGAUAAGAAGAAAUAGAUUUAAAAAAUAUAUUUGAUGGAGACAAAAGCAGAUUCGGAUUCUACAUUAUUUAGAUCUAGAUUGCCACAAGAUAUAUAUUUUGAUUUUGUAAGUAUGUAAUUUAUGGCAAACUUGUUAUUCUCUUCUGAAUAAGCAGUAGAAAAUAUGUUUGAAGUAUACAUUUCCAUAUUAUCUCAAGAAUAUGACCUGUAGAUUGACCAAUUAAGGUAUUGUGUUAAUGACAAUAACUGAUUCUAAUGUGUUAGUGAAAAAAAUGAGAGAAUUUACAACAAAAGAUAUAGAAGGUAACUACGUAUAUUCCAGGAACCAAUAUUUUUCAAUAAAAUUUGAAAGUCUACAAUUUUCCAAAAAUAAGCCUUUUGGAUAACAAUACUACUUUUAUUUGGAAGAUUCUGUUGGGUUUAAAGAAGAUAAUCAAAUUAAAUAUGUUCCAGAAUAUUUAAUUGAAUUAUAAGCUUUUGAAUAGAAAGCUAAGGAAUAUAAUUUGGAAAUUAUAGAAAACUUGAAUUUCAUUGACUUCUUUGAAAAAUAUAAAUAAAAACACUCUGAUUUACUCAAAAUUAUGGUCAAACCACCAAGUGAUGAAUGGUAACUUUCUAUAUUUACACUUUAGGAAAAUGCCCAUGGAUCAAUGGGAAAUAGCACAUCUAUAUAGAGUAGUUGUUUUGAGACAUUUAAAAGGUCAAGCACAACCUAAAAUCAGAAGGCAUCCUCACUUAACUGAAUUACCUGAUAGUGUGCUUGAAUUAGAAAAUGAAUGAUCU
Molecule: messenger RNA, 1307 nt
Organism: Paramecium octaurelia
Lineage: Eukaryota; Ciliophora; Oligohymenophorea; Peniculida; Parameciidae
Source: the annotation of a GenBank genome assembly